Messenger RNA from Notolabrus celidotus (New Zealand spotty), 3476 nucleotides. It is a transcript of the gene grm7, whose product is annotated as metabotropic glutamate receptor 7. Gene Ontology annotation, biological process: regulation of synaptic transmission, glutamatergic; G protein-coupled glutamate receptor signaling pathway. Gene Ontology annotation, cellular component: membrane. The record is from RefSeq and is a predicted model, not a curated record. Gene Ontology annotation, molecular function: group III metabotropic glutamate receptor activity. The coding region runs from base 1 to 2733 and encodes 910 amino acids. NCBI's taxonomy places the organism in Eukaryota, Metazoa, Chordata, Actinopteri, Labriformes, Labridae. The transcript has 10 exons.
AUGGGCUGGAACUCCAACAACCCCCCCAAACUGAGAGCGGGGUUCGCUCUACGGGUGUUGUGGAUGGUUCAGGCGCUCGUGGACCUGGCCGGCUCUCAGGAGAUUUACGCGCCGCACUCCAUCCGGGUGGAGGGCGACGUGACGCUGGGGGGGCUCUUCCCGGUCCACGCCAGGGGGCUCCCGGGGAUGCCGUGCGGGGACAUCAAGAAGGAGAACGGCAUCCACCGGCUGGAGGCGAUGAUGUACGCCCUGGACCAGAUCAACGGCGACGAAGACCUGCUGCCCAACGUCACCCUGGGCGCGCGGGUCUUGGACACCUGCUCGCGGGACACGUACGCGCUGGAGCAGUCCCUGACGUUCGUGCAGGCGCUCAUCCAGAAGGACACGUCAGACGUCAGGUGCACUAACGGGGAGCCGCCGGUGUUCGUGAAGCCCGAAAAAGUUGUAGGGGUGAUCGGGGCAUCUGCCAGCUCAGUGUCCAUUAUGGUGGCCAACAUCCUGCGGCUGUUCCAGAUCCCUCAGAUCAGCUACGCCUCCACCGCCCCAGAGCUGAGUGACGACCGGCGGUACGACUUCUUCUCUCGGGUGGUCCCUCCGGACAGUUUCCAGGCUCAGGCUAUGGUGGACAUCGUGAAGACGAUGGGCUGGAACUACGUCUCCACCGUGGCCUCUGAGGGCAGCUACGGGGAGAAGGGGGUGGACGCCUUCAUGCAGCUCUCCAGGGAAGCAGGUGGGAUCUGUAUCGCUCAGUCACUGAAGAUCCCUCACGACCACGCACCCUCCAACUUCGAUAAGAUAAUCAACCUGCUGCUGGACACUCGGUACGCCCGGGCCGUCAUCCUGUUCGCUUCAGACGAGGACAUCAGGGGGAUUUUAAACGCCAGCAAACGAGCAGACCAGGUCGGUCACUUCCUGUGGAUCGGCUCUGACAGCUGGGGGGCCAAGAACAGUCCCAUCCACCAGCUGGAGGACGCCGCUGUGGGCGCCAUCACCAUCCUGCCGAAGAGAGCCACCAUCAACGGGUUCGAUGCGUACUUCACAUCCAGGACUUUGGAGAACAACCGGAGGAACGUGUGGUUCGCUGAGUACUGGGAGGAGAACUUCAACUGCAAACUGAUGAGCUCCUCCAAGAAAGACGAGAGCAGCAGGAAGUGCACAGGUCAGGAGCGUAUCGGCAUCGAUUCAAAGUACGAGCAGGAGGGAAAGGUGCAGUUCGUGAUCGAUGCAGUGUACGCCAUGGCCCACGCCCUCCACAACAUGCAGAGAGACCUGUGUCCGGAAAACUCCGGCAUCUGCCCGGAGAUGGAGCUGGCCGGAGGGAAGAAACUACUCAAGUACAUCCGCAGCGUCAGCUUCAACGGAAGUGCCGGCACUGCAGUGACGUUCAACCGUAACGGCGAUGCUCCUGGACGCUACGAUCUGUUUCAGUAUCAGUGGAGCAACAUCAGCGGGCCGGGCUACAAGGUGAUCGGACAGUGGACGGAGAGCCUGCAGCUCAACGUUGAGGACAUGCAGUGGCCUCGUGGGGAGGUGGACAUUCCCACCUCCGUGUGCAGCCUUCCCUGCCGGACCGGUGAAAGGAAGAAGGUGGUGAAAGGCAUGCCCUGCUGCUGGCACUGUGAACCCUGUGACGGAUACCAGUACCAGUCUGACGAGUUCUCCUGCAAACUCUGCUCCUACAACAUGAGACCCAACCCCAACCGCACAACCUGCCAGCCUAUACCCAUCAUCAAACUGGAAUGGCACUCACCCUGGGCCGUCAUCCCAGUUUUCCUGGCAAUGAUCGGGAUUAUUGCUACGAUCUUUGUCAUGGCUACUUUCAUCCGGUACAAUGACACGCCAAUAGUCCGAGCCUCAGGGCGUGAGCUGAGUUACGUUCUUCUGACUGGGAUAUUUUUAUGUUACAUCAUCACAUUCCUCAUGAUUGCCAAGCCAGAUGUGGGCGUGUGCUCAUUCAGGAGGAUUUUCCUGGGUCUGGGCAUGUGCAUCAGCUAUGCUGCCCUCCUCACGAAAACCAACCGCAUCUACCGAAUCUUUGAGCAGGGCAAAAAGUCAGUGACGGCACCAAGGCUUAUCAGCCCCACCUCACAGCUGGCGAUAACCUCCAGUCUCAUCUCAGUCCAACUGCUUGGGGUGUUCAUCUGGUUUGUGGUGGAUCCACCAAACACCAUCAUCGACUAUGAUGAGCAGAAGACCUUCAACCCAUAUCUAGCACGAGGGGUGUUGAAAUGUGACAUCACGGAUCUUCAGAUUAUCUGUUCGUUGGGAUACAGUAUCUUGUUGAUGGUGACGUGUACUGUUUAUGCCAUAAAGACCCGCGGAGUACCAGAGAACUUUAACGAGGCCAAGCCCAUCGGGUUCACCAUGUACACCACCUGCAUCGUCUGGCUGGCUUUUAUACCCAUCUUCUUCGGCACGGCGCAGUCUGCAGAAAAGCUGUACAUCCAGACGACCACACUAACCAUCUCCAUGAAUCUGAGUGCGUCUGUGGCUCUGGGAAUGCUCUAUAUGCCCAAAGUGUACGUCAUCAUCUUCCACCCAGAGCUCAACGUGCAGAAGAGGAAACGCUCCUUCAAAGCCGUCGUCACGGCCGCAACCAUGUCGUCCCGACUCUCCCACAAAGCCAACGACCGACCCAACGGUGAGGCCAAGACGGAGCUGUGCGAGAACGUCGACCCAAACAGUCCAGCAGCAAAGAAGAAACACGUGAGCUACAACGACCUCGUGAUCUAACCGCCUUCCUCCAUCAGACUGACGAGCGAGAACAGCGUGAUGGAUGGAGAUGUCUGCUCUCCUGUCCUGCAAAACAAGAAAAAAAACGGAGUAAAAGAAGACGAAGGAGGGAUGUUUUUUUUGUUGUUGUUGUUUAGUUAUUUUGGUCUCAUGUGCUUCAUUGCCCACCACAGACUUCCAGGUGCUGAAGCAAAGCAUUGUGGGACUUUUCUUUGGGCACACAGACUCACUCAAUGAAAGAGGAGCAACAGGAGAGGAGGGUGACGAAUAAAAAAAAAAAAAAGAACCUGUUUCUUUUCAGUGAAGAUGAUGGUGAUGAUGGUAAUGAUGGUAUUGAUGAUGGUAAUGAGAACAAACAGAGGAAGCAUCAGUGGACAUCUUGCAGCCUCCAGGUUGCAGACAGGUGACGCUCAUGACGCGUCUCUCUCUGCUGUUGAUGUCAAACGAAGUGGCCGUCUCGGCCUGACGUGACCUUUCUACGGAGCCCGCCUCCUCUCGUCUUUUAAUGUACUUCCAAACUGCAAGUUUACCUUCCUGUCCACCUGUGUGUAGUUCUUUAUGGCUUAUUUGUUGGCCGCCUUUGGUUGUUGAUUUUGUUUUAUUCCUAUUUUUUAAGACAACAAUGAUUAUGAUGUUGAUGUUGAUGAUGAUGAUGAUGAUGAUGAUGAUUAUGAUGAUGAUGAUUCAGUUUUGCUUCUUGCUUCUUGGAUGCACAUUGUUUUUUAUUAAAGCCAUAUUCUUCA